This is a messenger RNA of Salmo salar (Atlantic salmon), 314 nucleotides long. Its product is annotated as isocitrate dehydrogenase [NADP], mitochondrial-like. Gene Ontology annotation, cellular component: mitochondrion. Gene Ontology annotation, biological process: NADP+ metabolic process; isocitrate metabolic process. The record is from RefSeq and is a predicted model, not a curated record. Gene Ontology annotation, molecular function: isocitrate dehydrogenase (NADP+) activity. NCBI's taxonomy places the organism in Eukaryota, Metazoa, Chordata, Actinopteri, Salmoniformes, Salmonidae.
AUGCAGGGCCGACCCACCAGCACCAAACCCAUCGCCAGUAUCUUUGCCUGGACCAGAGGGCUGGAACACCGAGGCAAACUGGAUGGAAACCCAGACCUCAUCAAGUUCUCCCAGACUCUGGAGAGGGUGUGUGUGGAGAUCGUGGAGAGUGGUGUGAUGACCAAGGACCUGGCCGGCUGCCGACUACACGCCCUUGCCAACUGCAAGCUGAAUGAACAUUACGUCAACACAUCCGACUUUCUGGACGCCAUCAGAACCAACCUGGGCAAGUGAAGAGGAGGACAACACCACCACCACAAAACAAACUAACUUAG